AUGGCUAACAUUUGGCUUCUCUCACUUCUCUUCCUCAUAUGUAUUCUUAUCGCUGCCUUCAAACACAAGAACCGACGGGGGCGUCAAGGGAACCCACCGUCUCCUCCUGGCUAUCCGAUCAUCGGAAAUUUGCAUCAGCUCGGCGACCUACCACAUCAGGCACUUUGUAGACUCUCCAAAAAGUAUGGUCCAGUGAUGCUUUUGAAGCUUGGUUCAGUCCCAACGGUCGUCGUUUCUUCCUCUGAAACAGCAAAACAAGUUCUGAAAAUACAUGACCUCCAUUGUUGUAGCCGUCCUCCAUUGGCAGGACCAAAAGAGCUUUCUUACAAUUAUCUGGACAUCAUUUUCUCUCCUUAUGGUGAUUACUGGAAAGAAUUAAGGAGGUUGUGUUUGCAAGAACUCUUCAGUGCUAAACGAGUCCACUCGAUUCAACCCAUCAAAGACGAGGAAGUCAAGAAACUGAUUGAUUUAGUCGCGGAAUCAGCUUCUCAGAAAAAUCCAGUUAACUUGAGCGAGAAGUUUCUUACUUUGACGGUAAGCGUGAUAUGCAAGGCGGCUUUUGGUUUCAGUUUCCAUGGAACCGUUCUCAACAAUGCCGGAUUCGACAAGUUAAUCCGCGAGGCAUUUGUGUUUCUAGGGAGCUUCUCUGCCUCAGAUUUCUUCCCAAAUGGCGGCUGGAUCAUCGACCGGCUCACAGGUUUACAAGCGCGGAGAGAGAGAAGCGUGAGAGAUCUUGAUGCAUUCUAUGAGCAAAUGAUUGAUCUGCAUAAACAAGGAAACAAAGAAGGAGUUGAAGAUUUUGUGGACUUGCUCUUGAAGUUGGAGAAAGAAGAAUCUGUUCUUGGAUAUGGCAAGCUCACCAGAAACCAUAUCAAAGCAAUCUUGAUGAACGUUCUUCUUGGAGGCAUCAAUACUUCUGCAAUAUCAAUGACAUGGGCAAUGGCAGAACUGAUGAGAAACCCUAGAGCGAUGAAGAAAGUACAAUCCGAAAUCAGAAACAAAAUCGGGAACAAACCAAUGAUCAGCUUGGAAGACAUGGAGCAGCUACAUUACCUGAAAAUGGUGAUCAAAGAAACAUGGAGAAUACAUCCUCCAGCUCCUCUUUUAAUCCCAAGAGAAGUUAGGUCGGAAUUUGAGGUCAACGGCUACACAAUCAAACCCAAGACAGUGGUUUAUGUGAAUACCUGGGCCAUCGGGCGUGAUCCCGAUACCUGGAAAGACCCCGAAGUGUUUCUCCCGGAGAGGUUUAUGGAUAAUGACAUUGAUGCAAAAGGACAGAACUUUGAGCUGUUAACCUUUGGAAGUGGCAGGAGAGUGUGUCCUGGAAUGUACAUGGGGACAACAAUGGUGGAGUUUGGUCUUGCGAAUAUGUUGUAUCACUUUGACUGGAAGUUACCAGAAGGCAUGAAGGUCGAAGAUAUCGACAUGCAAGAAGCUGCUGGACUCGCUGUGGGCAAAAAGAUCGAUCUUCUACUUGUUCCUGUGAAAUAUUGA
Messenger RNA from Microthlaspi erraticum, 1494 nucleotides. The record is from the annotation of a GenBank genome assembly. Lineage: Eukaryota; Viridiplantae; Streptophyta; Magnoliopsida; Brassicales; Brassicaceae.